UGUUGUGGUUGUUGUUGGUAUAAUUUGUCAUAUAGUGCUCUGCUCACCCAUACAGGGGCAAAAAGAAAAGUCCAUGAAACUGUAACUGUAGAACAUCCAGUUAGGGUAUCGGUGUCGCUAUCGGUGUUAGUACCCAUCACAAACCACAAUUACCAUCGUCACCGCUCAGUGGUUAAUGAGAUCCUCCUCGCGAUCCGUGGUUUUUGACACACACAUCAGAGGAAUAAUAAUCGGAAUAGGUGUCAAAGAAACGUAAUGUGUCGACGCGCGUCUUGAGAAAUCAAUUUCCAGAUUGAAAACUGAAAAAAAUUAAUGUUAAAAAAAAACAAAUUUAUGUCGUGCAGGGAUUUUUAAGAAAAAUCCAUAAAAAUUUAAAAAAAAACAUACUUUUUUGGAAAUUUUAUCUAGAAUUGCACCAGUGCCCGCCCGCCCCUCUAAGUGAAUUUUUAUGCAAAUACUGAAAUCUAUGGUUUGUGAUAGCAGCAGUAUUUUAAGUUCAGCCACAAUGCAACUUAAGAUGGAACCACAAACGCAACAGCAACAAUUGCAGCAACACAAUCAACAGCAGCAGCAACAACAACAACAACAACAUCAGCAACAUCACCAACAGCAGCAGCAGCAACAACAUCAUUUACAGGCCUUGGAAAAACCGCAACAACAAUUGUUGACGAAAAUCAAAACUGAAAUCAAUGGACAAGAGCUUUUGAAUCACAGCAAUACAACAACAACAGCAGCAGUGGUACCGGGCCAAAAUCUGGAGAAACAAAAUCAAGUGGAUGCCCAACAACAACAGCAACAACAGUCUCAACAGCAGCAAAUCCAGCCUCACCAAUUGACCACCAACAAUCCCAGUCAACAUCAACAGCAGCAGCAGCAACAACAACAUCAACCCUCACCCCAACAGCAGCAGCAACAACAACCAAAUACUACAACAAUUAUUCAUACCCAGCAGACUCAACCGAUCAAUGCCGUUAUACAGGCUUCGCAAAAUAAUCAACCCCAACAACAGCAGCAGCCCCAGCCAGGAGGACAUCCUGGCCCAGAGACUUUCGUAACCAUCCAAAGGCCAGCUCAUCGAAGAAUCCUGACCACAAGUGGAGAACUAGUCAAUGAACACCGUGACGGCGAACAACCGGAAACUGUUCAAGAAUAUCAACAACGCCUGCCCUCGCCCAGCGAUUAUGUACAGAUGGCUCCACGUAACGACGAACAUCACCAACAUCCAGCCAAUGCCACCAUUUACACGUACACCACAACAGAGAAUGGCCAACAGGCUAUCUGUGCUACCACCUCUCCAACCGGCAUAAAAUUGGAAUCGAUUGACAAAGAUACGGUCAAUUCCGAUCCGGCUGGACAGCAACAGCAGCAGCAACAACAGCAUUUACAUCAUCAACAAUGUCCCACUCCAAAUGGCAGCUAUACCGAAUCGACAUUGGUAAUUCCAUCGUCGGCAUUGCAUCAUCAAAAUCCUCACAAUUUGUCGAGUAGCGGCCCGCACUCUCUACCCCAUCCGGCCCAUUUGGGUUCGACGUUACGUUUUGAAGAUGAUAAUCGCUAUGCGAAUGCCCUGGGCGAUAAUGGCAGUGGACCACCACCGCUGUACUAUGAUGCCAGUGUGGCCGAUGCAGCCGGUGGUGGUGGGCAUGUCAGUGAGAGCAAGACUUUCACCGAUUUGGGAAGUUCGCCUUAUAUCAACUUUGCCACAUCAUCAUCGUCCUAUCAGUUGCCGCAGAACAACACCGUCUAUAGCGUAACAACGGCGGCGCCCAAUCAACUGAUCUCGAAUAAGGAUCCAAAUUUUAGUUUGAUGCGUCCAUAUCAACCAAUGAAUAUCUAUGAGACGGUCAAUCCAUCGGUGCCCGAACAGGCGCUGUGGUCAACAUCGGCGGUGGAAUAUCAGAAUAUGAGCUUUAAUUAUCAUCAACAGGUGGUUGAGGAUUAUUCCGGUGGUAAUUUACCCCCAACUUCGUGGUCCACCGCCUCGCCCAUUGGAAGCUAUGAUCCAACGCUACCCCAAACGCCACUCACCGAAGCCAAAUGUGAGCAGUGCCAUUCGCCAAUAGCACGCGAGGGUAACAAGUUUUUUUGUCCCUCGUGUUGUGCACCAACCUAUCGGCCCGUGCGUAUGGGUCCACGCCAAGCCAAACCGAAAGCGGCCGCCACCAAUAAUGCCAAUAAUCGUCGGACCGGUGUCACCUGUGCCAACUGCUCCACAAAUUCCACAACACUGUGGCGGCGCAAUAACGAAGGCAAUCCGGUUUGUAACGCCUGUGGCCUGUACUAUAAGCUGCACAGCAUGAACCGUCCGUUGUCGAUGAAAAAGGAGGGCAUCCAAAAGCGCAAACGUAAGCCCAAGAAUAAUGGUGUUGGUCCGAUGCGUACCCAGUUGCCAAGUCUUCCCCCGGGCAGCGGUACCCUAAUGAUUACCAACGGUGCCUUGUAUCCCUCGCAGGUGCCCACCUUGGGUUUGCCCCUAAAUCCUCAAACGACAAAUCAUGGCGAAUUACAAGAUAUGACCACCAAUGGGACACGCACCGUCACCAUUACCAAUCCCGAUAUGAGUUUGAAUAUGUCCCGCACUCAUGUCACCUCGGACAGCAACAAUCAUUCGCCCUACAACAAUUCACCGUCCCAAAGUCAGUCGCCACAUUUGCCAAGUGCCCAGAAUUUUAAAGUACCAGCCAUUGAGGUGCCUCGUUCCACCCCGACCAGUGAAAUACCCACCAGUGUGAUAACACGCACCGGCCUACCAGAAAGAUCAACGAAUAAUUAGCGAAAUAAAUUUAGAAUUUAUUAGCAUUCUUUCAAAUCUACAAAAGAGAGAGAGAGAGAAGAGAGUUUCGACCAAAGUUAUUUUUUUAGAAGAAAAUUUAGACAUUUUUUUUGUAUAAAUCAAAGCGAAAAGACAGCUAAUCCAAAGUUAUUCCAAAAAAAUCAUCUUGCCAACAUUGGACUUUAUAAUUAAUUUGUAAAAUUAAAUUCAGUUGAACCUUAGGCACAUAUAUUUAAAAAAAAUAU
Molecule: messenger RNA, 3018 nt
Organism: Musca domestica (house fly)
Lineage: Eukaryota; Metazoa; Arthropoda; Insecta; Diptera; Muscidae
Gene: GATAe
Product: box A-binding factor
Exons: 6
Coding region: 449-2773 (774 amino acids)
Biological process (GO): positive regulation of transcription by RNA polymerase II; negative regulation of transcription by RNA polymerase II
Molecular function (GO): zinc ion binding; RNA polymerase II cis-regulatory region sequence-specific DNA binding; DNA-binding transcription factor activity, RNA polymerase II-specific
Source: RefSeq, a predicted model, not a curated record